AUGUCAGGCUGGGCUAACGGACCUACUCUGAUUGAAGAAGUCAGAAUUCGAAUCAUCGAUCUCGAUGCUCAGAUCCCUAUCAAGAAAGGAUGGCAAGGGUGUAUAUCCGCUGUAUCACCUUUGAGGGAAAUCUUUCAAAGAUGGGUUGAUAAGGUGCAUUCAGGAAGUGAUUAUAUAUGGUAUUAUUUUACACUUUCUUCUCCUAAUGGACAUACUCUUUCAGGAGAAGAGUCUUGUAGAGAUCUUGAUUCACACACGCUUACUACCAUCUACGCUAAAAGAUUGAUCAAAUGA
Kwoniella mangroviensis CBS 8507 is the source of this 294-nucleotide messenger RNA. RefSeq lists its product as uncharacterized. Lineage: Eukaryota; Fungi; Basidiomycota; Tremellomycetes; Tremellales; Cryptococcaceae. The record is from RefSeq and is a predicted model, not a curated record. Bases 1 to 294 code for a protein of 97 amino acids. The transcript is spliced from 4 exons.